Molecule: messenger RNA, 4073 nt
Organism: Schistosoma intercalatum
Lineage: Eukaryota; Metazoa; Platyhelminthes; Trematoda; Strigeidida; Schistosomatidae
Source: the annotation of a GenBank genome assembly
AAAAUGUUGUUUUCUAUUUUUAUGGAGUUAGCGCCUUAUGUAAGUACUAUUCUACCGUUAUUGAAAACAUGCUUGUUGGAUGCUGUCCCUGAAGUACGUUCAGCUGCGGCUGCUGCACUUGGUGCUGUUGUUCGAGGCAUGGGUGAAACUUCUUUCUCUGAACUACUUCCAUGGCUUAUGUCAACUCUAACAUCGGAAACAUCAUCUGUUGAUCGUUCUGGUGGUGCUCAAGGAUUGGCUGAAGUACUUGGCGGUAUGGGAAUCGAAAAGUUACGUGUUGUUUUACCCGAUUUAAUUAGAACAGUUUCAUCUGAAUCUAAAUUACAACCACAUAUUCGUGAUGGUUAUUUAAUGCUAUUCAUUUAUUUACCAACUGUAUUUCAAGAUGAUUUUGCUGAAUUCAUUGGACCAAUUAUCCCUACUAUUCUUAAAUCAUUAUCUGAUGAAACUGAAUUUCUACGUGAAACAGCAUUACGUGCAGCUCAACGUAUAGUCCAUAUGUUUUCAGAAACAUCAUUAGAAUUAUUAUUGCCUCAAUUAGAACAAGGAAUGACUGAUUCCAAUUGGCGCAUACGACAUUCAUCUGUUCAAUUGUUAGGUGAAUUAUUAUAUCGUUUAUCUGGAUUAUCUGGUAAAGGAACUACAAAAACAACAAAUGAAGAUGAUACAUUUGGUACGGUUGAAGCUCAUGAACGUCUACGUCAAAUUAUAGGUGAUGAACGUCAUAAUCGUAUACUAGCUCGUUUGCAUUUAUCACGUUCUGAUCCUAUAAUCAUUGUCCGUCAAUCUGCUAUACAUAUAUGGAAAAUUGUUGUACCUAAUACUCCAAGAACUUUACGUGAAAUUAUGCCUGUACUUGUUCGUUUAUUAUUGGAUACUUUAGGAUCAUCUUCUCGUGAGCAUCAACAAAUUGCCGCUCGUGCACUUGGUGAUGUGGUACGCAAAUUAGGUGAAAGAAUCCUACCGGAGAUUAUUCCACUAUUAGUAACCGGCUUAGACUCUCCAGAUGCUGACCAACGACGUGGUGUCUGUACUGGAUUAAUUGAAAUUAUUCGCAGUUGUCAGUCUGAUCUGCUAUCAAAUUAUGCCGACAGCUUAUUAGAUCCUAUUCGACGUACUUUAUGCGAUCCACUUGUUGAAGUGCGUCGUAACGGUGGCAAGACAUUUGAACUAUUAUAUACUGCUAUUGGUAUACGCUCACUUGAUGGUAUUCUACCAGAUCUACUUGCUCAAUUAGAUGAUCCAGAAACUAGCCAUUAUGCGUUAGAUGGUAUAAAACAAUUAUUAGCUGUUAAAGGCAAAGCUGUUAUGCCAUAUUUAGUCCCUAAACUAACUCAUCCAGUGGUCAAUGUGAAAGCAUUUGCUUAUCUUGCGUCAGUAGCUGGAGAAGCUCUUACAAAACAACUUGGUCGAAUCUUACCUGCACUUCUACAAACUGUAUCAUUGAUGUCUGAGUCUGAUUAUAAUCAGAACAAUGAAAAUAAGGAUAUUGAAGAGGAAACAGAAAACGAGGAUUUAGAGCAUUGUGCUGCUGUCCUUGUAUGCAUUUAUGAAGCCACAGGAAUCCGUCAAAUUUUGAAUGAAUUAUUAUCUGGUUUGUCAACCACUGUAACAAUUGACGAAACCACAAAUAACACCACUACACAAAACAAACUUGUUCUCGGCUCUAGUGCAUAUCGACUUGCCUGUUUACGGUUACUACGUGCCUAUCUUGAGGCUAGUUUUCAAGAUUCUUCUGAUGUUGUAACGUCCAUUGUGAAACCCAAUGUAAACAACAAAUCUUCCGAUGAAGAUGAAACUGAUGAAUCUGACGUUGACGAUGAUGAUCUCGAAGAUGAAGAGGCAUCUGAUGACGGCUCGUUUAAUUCCGAUGAAGAUUAUAGUGACGAAGAUGAUAUGGACAAAGAUGAUGACGACAGUUAUGAUGAUGAUGAUGAUGAGAUGGAGGAAAAUCCUGAUGCUAAAGAAGUUAUAAGUCGAGUGUUGAAUGAAUCAUAUCCACUUGCUCUUCGUAAUAUUUGUCGUCUUUUAGCUUCUACUGACAAAACUAUUUUAUCGGAAGCAUGGAAAUGUUUAGAAACACUUUUCAAACGUUGGAACCCUGAAACAAUUACUUCCCAAAUUGGUGAUUUGCGUCAAGGUAUUCGUGGUGCUAUAUCAGAAAUGAACAAGUUAGCAGCUGCUAAUAAAAAUGAAGGUCAAAAAUAUUUGCCUGGGUUUUCAGAUCCUACUUUACCACUUGUUAGUUUAGUUAAAUUAUAUGCUGAGUGUACACUCCGUGGGCGUCCCGCAAUUAAAGAACCUUCAGCACAAGGAUUAUCAGAAUGCAUAAUUCAUGCGAAUGGAACAGCACUUCAAGGUUGCGUUAUCAAAGUUAUUGGGCCUCUCAUCCGUUUACUGGGUGAGCGUCAGACGAAUGUUGUUCGUGUUGCUGUGUUGCAGUCUCUUACUUCGCUUGUUAAUAAGUGCCCACAAUCUGUUCGUCCAUUUGUUACACAACUUCAGUCAACCUUCUUAAAAUGUCUUGGAGACUCACAUAAGCAAACGAGAAUACUUGGUGGUGAAGGGUUAUCAUCAAUUGUUCCUAUUACACCUAAACUUGAUCCUUUGUUAAUCGAUCUGGCUAGAGUAUCAUCUCAAACUGUUGUAUCACGUUUUCAUGAUUACUUGGAAGAUAUAUCAAGUGAGAUAGAAGAUAUGCUUCCUAAAUCAGGUGUUUCUGCAACUGCACAUACAUUGGCUGGUGUAGCAGCUUUUCCUGAUACUAGUUUACAGGCGUUACGUUUGUGUCUAGAACAUUCCAGAGGUCGUGCUGGACUAACCGCUUUAAAUACUAUACUUCACUCAUUAAUUCCAUUAAUGCGUUUACCAGAGUCUUGUGGUAAUGAAAUUCGAAUUGAAACAAAUCCACACAGAAAUAACAUUGUUGAUGACAAUGAAUAUAAUAGUGAAGAUAAUGAUGAUGAACAAGAAAGUGUCUUAGGAUCAUUUAAUCAAACUAAACAAGUAUUGAUCUCCUCGGAUCAACUGCGUAUUAUAGUUUCUUCAUGUAUAGGAUUUAUUGUUGUUGCUGCACAAGCCACUAUUGACAACUUUCCACAAAGUGACAAUGAGAAAAUACAGAAGAAACUUGAACUUGUUGAUUUAUUUGAACGGAAACUAUGCCUGUCUUCAUCCACCAAACAAGAUGUACAAUGGACAUUUAACCAAAGUCAAGGCAUUGCCCUUCUUAUUCCACUGAAGCAUACACCAAAAAUUUUAAUCAAUUCAGAGACCAUACAGUCAGGUUUUUGUGAACGCCUAGGGCAAUUCAUUAAACAAUUAUCCAUUCAUGAAAAUUCCGUCGUUUGUCAAAUAGGAUACAGAUGUAUUGGAUGCUUUGUCGGUUAUCUAACAGAGAAUCAUGAAGUGAAUUAUAAUCCUAAACUAUUACUGGAGCUACUUGGAAAAGGUUUCGAACAUCCUGUAAUCGAUGUGCGUCUAUUGUCUACAGUUAUAUCCAGUCAUAUUGCAUGGCGUGUAAAAUUACCAAUUCCGUCUUGGUUAUGUACAUUUUUGAUUAAACUUCUUAGCGGAAUAAAAGAUAAAAAUAGUGCAGUACGACUUGGAAGUGAAACAGCUUUGGCUGUACUCUGUCGUUUAAAUGCUCCAAAGAAUAAAGAUCAAAACCCUAAUUCUGAAUAUUUACAAGCAUGUUAUAACCUAUUGGAUAAUAAUACACGUAAUCAACUAGAAACACUUAUACAACAACGCCUUCGUAAACAAAAUUGGUCUGAAGUAUGGCGUCAAGGUUGCCCAGAUAUGGAUAAUACAAUUUGAUUGUAAACUCAUGUUGAACGCCACAAAAUUCAAGCCUUUCCUUGUUUUCUUAUUGUACAAUCUAUUCAAAUAUGUAUUUGAGUUAGUUGUAUUCAUACAUAACUAAGUUCAAACAUUCUGUUACCUUGAAUUUCUCGAUAUGUAACAUAUAUAUAUAUAUAUGUUAUAUGUAUAUAUAUGCGUGCAUAUAUUUGAUGUUUAUUUUUAGCUUUUAUUGAUUCAAUUUUCAUUAAAAAAACUUACAGCACAUAUCA